Molecule: messenger RNA, 4379 nt
Organism: Stegastes partitus (bicolor damselfish)
Lineage: Eukaryota; Metazoa; Chordata; Actinopteri; Pomacentridae
Gene: adnp2b
Product: ADNP homeobox 2b
Exons: 4
Coding region: 293-3244 (983 amino acids)
Biological process (GO): regulation of gene expression
Cellular component (GO): nucleus
Molecular function (GO): DNA binding
Source: RefSeq, a predicted model, not a curated record
UUUUCCUCAAUAGGGGAAGAAAGGGACAAAAGCUGGACCAAAAAUAACUUAUCUCGUGAGUGCGUUCGCAAAUAUCACCUUUCAUAUCUGACUACGGUCUUCGUGCCGCGGUGUGUGCGGACCGAGGAUGCGGCUCGGGUGAGUGCGUGUGUGCAGCGCUGGCAGCAGACGCAGCUCACCGACACACACAGUUGCGGGCCGGUGGAAGUGGGAGACGUUAGCUCUGCUGGAGGAGGCACAGCGACGACUAACGUUAAUCUACGCUGAAAAUUGGACGAGCUGCUGAAGAAUCAUGUAUCAGCCUCCGGUUGGAAAUAUUGAGAAGAUCAGAAAGGCACGCAAAGCAGUGAAGAGCAUCCUGAGUGAGAUUGGCCUGGAAGACUGUCAGAACCUGCUGAAGACUCUCAAUGAAAACUCAGAGAAAAAAGAAGAAGAAGAUGAGGCCUUUCGAGAAACUGAGUGGGUUGAUAUCACAGAUGGAUACAAUGGCAGACUGCAGAAGAAGUGGCCGUAUCGGUCUCGAUCUCUGUGCUGUAACCUGUGCAAGUACUCGUCACAUAACAUCUACAACUUCCGGAGCCACGUGUCUCGCUGCCACGGAUACGUUCAGUCCUUCUGUGCGCUGGCACCCUGCUCCCAGUGCCUCUUCAUCGGCCACCCCAAGGUUGUCAAGAAGCACAUGCUGUUCUUCCACGCCAAGCUCCCCGUGCCGAACACCCACAUACAACUGCCAAGGGAAGGGUCCUUAACCACCCACCGGGGAAACGAGCGGUAUCAGUGUCGAAGAUGUGGAUAUCCGUCGUCUUCUAUCUUCGCGAUGAAGAAGCACAUCAUCCUCAAGCACUUGGACAGUUUGGCGGAGCAGUACAUCGGUUACAGAUUACACCUGCAGGGGGGUUCGUCUAUAAAGGUCUACUGCUGCAAGGUGUGCAAGGUGAACACUGGAAACCUAGACCAAAUGUUGCAUCACAUGCUCGUUGAGCCAUCGCACUAUUCGGUCAGCACACAAGUGCAGAGCCUGAUUUAUGAGAAUAAGAACUACACCAUUAAACCAACACCUAACGGGAAUGGCCUGUUUGUGACAUUUCCAAGUAUCGCUCCUAAACCACAGCAACCUCAAAUGUUCAACAGUAAGUCGUUGGUCUUACCGAGUAAUGGCCAACCUGCUGGGACUGUAGUGGCGUUACAGCAGCUACAAGGAACUACAAACAGUACUACUCUGAUCUGUGCCCCUGGAACCAACCAAGCUUUUCUGCCUCCUCAAGCGUCAGCGCUAGUGCAGCUAGCUAGCGCUGAGGCUAAAGGUUUGCUCCAGCCCGGUGCCACGAUAGCUCUCCGAAGUGCUUUGCCCCCAGGGCCGUCUAUGGUCCAGCUUCCCACAAUGUCCAACGUGUCUCUGAAACAGGCACCAGUGACUUUAGCUCCCAUCUCUGCUCCACCACAACCGACUCCACAACCGCAGCAGAUCCUCCUUCCAUCAGGGCUGCACGCCAACAUGGCAGCUGGAACCGGGACUGUACCUAAACCUGCUGUGGCUGCAAAAAAUGCAUCAACAAACCAAAUGGCCCUUCAAGGUACCAUGCUGACUUCACAGUCUCUGCUGAGUCACCUAAUCCCGACCGGCAACAAAGUGAACGGCAUGCCCACGUACACUUUUGCUCCGCUGCAAGUAGCGAUGCCUGUCUCUCAGAGCACAAGUACUCCUCAUAAGACUGUUGAGCAACAAAGUCAUGCUGUACCACAAACUAAGAAAUGGAUUACAUGUCCCCUCUGUAACGAACUUUUCCCUUCCAAUGUGUUUGACAUGCAUACAGAGGUCGCACACCAGACUAAAUCUGCUUCCUCAAAGUCAGAAAGUGUGGCAGCAAGAGCAGCGUUCCUGAAGAAAAUGCCUGACAAAACUGUUAAAUGUUUAACAUGCAAAAUUUUACUCUCAGAAAAGAGCGUCUUCCAACACCUGCUGCACGGCCUCAAUUGUUUAUACUGCUCAGCUUUGUUCUUUUCAAUCAAACAGCUUGCUGAGCAUGUAAAGCAGCACAAUCCCACAAGCAAAGCCUACUGUGAUUUCCUGAGGCAGAAAUACAGGGUUUAUUCUAAAGGUGUUGGAGGGAUCCUGUUCCCUUACUUCGACGUCCACACCACUGCACCAAAAGAGGUCCUCGGAGACACAGAGGUCAAUCUCGCUCUGGUCACAAAUUCCCUCGACCUGAUCUUCUUUAAGUUGCAGCCCAGCAGCCAGCCAGAAAUCUGUGCAGCUCCUGCAAAAAUCAACAGUGCGUACUGUCCCUUCUGUGACGAGAAGUUUCAGCACGAAUCGGACCACCUGCAGCACCUGAAGCAGAAGCACUUUGUAGCACCCACCAUUCAUGCCAUCCUCAAGACGGAGGCUUUCAAGUGCAUAUACUGCAACGGCGUUUACACAGGAAAGGUCACCCAGCAAGCUGUGAUGCUCCACAUUCAACGGUGCAGGUGUUCACCCAAACCGCCACCGCCACCCAAACCGCCUGCAGUUGUAACGCAACAUCCACUGCGAGCAGCGCCGCAGCUCAGUCAGGCGUCUGGACUCUACUUUCUGCAGAUGCCCCAGGGGCUGACUAUGAAACAGACUUUAGCUCCGGCUCGUGUGAUUUCGGCCACACGCGCUCCGGACCCUCCAGAAACAGAAGCGGAGAUGCAGUCUAAGAAGAGACUGGAGGCCGCAUGGAGGGAGGUCAUGGAGACCAACAAACGAGAGCGAGAACAAAGGGCGGCCAUGCGCAGGAAGCGGGAGCAGGAAAAGCUGCAGCCUCCACCGGAGCUUGAGGUUCAGACCGACCCUGCAGUCAAGCUGAUGCUGGAGCCGACACCGAUGGAGCGCCGCUGCAGCGAGGAGCGCAGAGACUUCAUAUCGAAAUACUUCAACGUGAACCCUUACGCGACCAAAGCCGAGACCGACGAGCUGUGCAGGAGGCUGUCGCUCACCAAAGCAGAGCUGGCGGCGCUUUUCAGCAAGAAGCGCAGCAAGUGCAUGAAGAGUCUCAAGAGGAACACGACUGCAGUUCUGCUCGGCUUCAACAUGAACGAAGUGAACAAAGUUAAGCACAACCUCCUCAUCCCGGAGCAGCAGCCCGCCGAGACGGCCGAGCUGACGGACGCCGACGCAAUGGAGCCGAUGGAAAGCAGCGGUGAGGACGGACCUGAGCCGAUGGAUGAAAGCGGAAAUGAUAAAGCUGCAGAGGAGGAACAGGUGCAGGCGAUGGAGUGAGUUCAGAAACGUGUGAAGAUGGAACCUAAAAACAGCAAAUAAUACAAAUGUAUGAUUUAAAAACUGACUAAAAAAAAAAAAAAUCAAUGAUGGCCUUUUCUGUUGACAGACAUUAGAGAAGUUUAUCACACAGCGUAAACAAUGAUGUAUUUCCUUAAAAGUUCACCAGUAACUGAGGCAGUUUGUUAAUGUAGCCUUCAUUAAUAGUGCUUCAUUUGACUUCAGUAGGUUGCAGUGGUCCACAUCCUGAUUUCCACAUUAAUGCAAAGCCUUGUUGUUGAUGCUCCUUUGGAACAUGAUAAUCAGUACACAGAUGUAUCGUCUGAAUUAUUAUGAUGCAACUAUUUAGCUAUAUACAAGUUCCCAUUCAACAAUGGCUGCAGACUUACGUACUGAUUUCUCCCCUGGUAGCUGCUUUUUGCACCCUUUAUUUAUGCCUGUUUGUACAAAGUUGUUUUUUUUUUUUUAUUAUUAUUAUUUUGUAGUGAACACCAUGUUAUAGAGUUGAUUUUAUUAUGUCAAAGCUUUCCUUCACAGAUCUGAACCUAAGUCUGCCAUGUGCACAGCUCCUUCUUUUUGAUUUUUUCCCCGUUUUAGUUCAUCUUUGGGAUCAUUCGCACCACUUGCCCCUCCGCAGUUCUACGUUUUUUUUAAAAGGGGGAUUCUGUUUUUACAUUCGUUGCUUCCCAACUCCUGCACACCGUUGAGAUAUAAUGAGGUGAAUGUUCAUCCUGCAGUUUUGAAGCCAAAUUCUAAAGAAUGUAAAAAAAAAAAAAAGAAGUUGCGUGACCGUUGAAUUCCCACAGUUAAAGAACUCCUCGUUGACCAUGUUGCUUGCAUGAGCCUCUGUUUUGUUGUCGGAUGAAAUUCUAAUUUGUGCCAUUGUGGAGUCGACAUAUUUGCAUAGACUUGUGGAAAUUUUACCUAGAGACUCAACAAAAACAUCAAACGUUAUACUGGGUGUUCCCCACUUAGCUUCUGUUCUCCUGACGGCAGUUUUUUUUUUUUUUUGUACAAUACUUGUAUUUUCUAUAAUUCCUAGAGUAUGAAAAAUGUUGGGAGAGGUCAAAACUAAGCAUCAUUCUGUCCAAGGCCACUGUGUUGUGUAAAAUAAAGUGGUAUCCUUUUACAUAAA